CCGCCGAUUAUCGGUAUGGCGGACAUGAUUCUAUUGCUAAAGCAAUGCUGUUCUAGCCAAGGUAGACUGUAGUUUAGUAUACGCUAUCAACAUAAUUUGUAACUGAUCUGACAAAGAAGACAAGUACUUUCACGAUUCUUAUGGUGUGUAGAAGUGACAUUACUUUUCACAAGUUUUAUUUCUUUGCUUCAACCAAGUCGGGCAAGUUCUAAAUCUAAAUCUGCCGCCGAUUCAGGUGGGCUGCUGAAUGAACCACUUGAAAAAUACAAGCAAUCAGACAAAAAUGACAGCAUCAACAAUUCUUUCUUCGUCGUGUUUUUCAUUUCCUGGAUUUUUAUGUGAAAGGAUGGCAUUAUGAAAGACAAGCUUUAACUUUUGUCUUUAGACUGUCUUCAGAGAACAUUGCAUUUUCAGAUUGUGAUAAAGUGCUAGCGAUAUUGUGGAUGACUGAAAAAAAAAACAACAAAACAACACUUCCAGAGUGUGUGAAGUGACAUCACUUCCAGAGUGUGUGAAGUGAAAUAACAUUUAAAUGUAAAUACUGACAGAUCCAUAACCCGAGUCAUCAUGGCGUACAACACCUUGAGCAGAGCUCAACUUAGCUUUGACUAUCUACACACAAAUUCAACAACUCAUGAAUUUCUGUUUGGAGCACUUGCUGAACUCCUGGAUAAUGCCAGGGAUGCUUCAGCAACCAAGAUCAGCAUUUAUACAGAGUCGGACAGUUCACUACGUGGAGGGUUUACGUUAUGCUUUUUAGACGAUGGAGAGGGAAUGGACCCAACUGAAACUGCAGACAUCGUUACAUUUGGCAAGUCCACCAAACGAUCAUUGGAUUUGCAGCACAUUGGAAUGUAUGGAAAUGGUCUAAAAUCGGGUUCAAUGCGUAUUGGCAAUGAUUUGAUCCUGUUUACUAAGAAAGGAUUGACAAUGUCCUGUUUGUUCCUUUCUCGGACAUUCCAUGAAGAAGAGAACAUAGAUGAGGUCAUUGUGCCCCUGCCUUCAUUUGAGGCCAGCACACGAAGACCGCUGACCAAAGGAUCACGUGCCAGGAGAGGGUGACAUGAGACAGAGAUGAGCCUUAUUUACAAGUAUUCCCCAUUCCGAACAGAGGAAGAGUUCUUUGCCCAGUUUGAGCGCAUAGAAGGGAACUCUGGCACACUGGUGGUCAUCUACAACUUAAAACUUCUUGAUGACAGCCAUACAGAGCUGGACAUCACUACAGAUCCCACUGAUAUUUUGCUAGCCAAUCCAGCAUCAGACUAUGACUCAGAUGAAGGGCUCAUGCCAGAGCGGAGGUCGUUCCGGGCUUAUGCAUCUAUCUUGUACAUGGAUCCUCGUAUGAGAAUCUACAUACAGAACAAGAAAGUGCACACCAAGAGAUUGGCCUCUUGCCUUUACAGGCCUCGGCUGUACAAAUACUCUUCAAAUCGUUUUAAGACACGUACAGAAAAUGAGGCAAAACGAGCUCAUGAUGAGGCAUUAGCAGCUGAUAACAAGGCUAAAGAGGCAGAAAGCAAAGCCAGAAAUCUGGAGGCUAAAUAUGGAUCGUCACUCAACAAAGACCAGAGAGCAGAGUUACGGAAAGCGCAGACAACAGCUGCAGAAUAUAGGAGGGAUGCAGAAAUUAAAAAGCAGAUUGCAGAUCGCAAAGGGAGGGCUCUGAAAGAUCCGAAGACACUUAAUCUAAUCUUUGGCAUUAAUCUCGAAAAUCGAGCCCAUGAUGGUGUCUUUGUAUACAACUGCAGUCGUCUCAUCAAGAUGUAUGAGAAAGUAGGACCUCAAGUUGAAGGUGGAGUCAAUUGCAGUGGUGUCGUUGGUAUUGUUGAUGUGCCCUACCUGGUGCUAGAACCAACCCAUAAUAAGCAGGACUUUGCAGAUGCUAAAGAGUAUCGUCACUUGAUGAAGGCUAUGGCAGAACACAUGAUACAGUACUGGAAGGAUGUUGCCAUCAGUCAACAAGGAAUUACACAGUUCUGGGCAAGCUAUGGCUACACCAGUGACAAGUGGCGAGAUCCGCCUUCCUCAGAUGCCAAGUUCAUCAGAAAAAGAGCCAUGCAGAUUAGCAAAACACUGCAAUGUGAUUUGUGCUUAAAAUGGCGCAUGCUUCCGUUCUUGUCAUCUAGUGUGAACACAGAAUUUCCUGAUAACUGGCAGUGUAGCAUGAACCCCGACCAGCAGCACAACAGAUGUACAACAGCAGAACAAAAGCUAAAUAUACCGGAAGGCAUCCUGAAGAAAGAAGGCAAGAGUCAGGAGCAGAAGAAGAAGGACUUAGAAGAGGAGAUCAAGAAAAAACAGGAAAUACUGGAAAAAUGCAGAAAACCCGUGGUUUCCAGACGACAGAGUAUACCGCCACCACCUCCAAAGAGAAAACCCUCGCCACCCCCUCCUCCUCCUGCCCCACGACACAGAGCCCUCAGCACUCCAGCCCCCAAAGCAACACAUAGUCCUGCCCGUUCAGCACCACCUAUGGUCCAGAAAUCCAUGUCUGUGGCAAAGUCUACUUCAAGAACUGUCAGUAAAUUGGAGAUAAAAGCUAGUCCAAGCUCCAGAAUUGUUCAGAAUCGGGCUCCUGGUAACAAGAAGGAGGAAUUUAUCCGAAGGUCCCCAUCACCAGCCCUUUCCUCAAGUCGUAAGCGACCUGUUUCCGUGGCAACCCACCAAGAGUCAUUGCGGCGUCCUGGUAAAGCUGUGGGAGCACAGACUUCUGAUGAUGGAGAAGAUGAAGAGGAGGAGGAAGAAGUGAUGGCACCGUUGCCUGUCAAGAAGAGCAAGACAACGACUCUGGCUGCAGAAGGGAAGGAGAUGGUUGAGACCCCCACUCAAAAAAAGCCUCCACCUGGAGUUUUUCAGUCAUCCACAGAAGAAAAUGAAGCAAGUCAGUCGGGCAUGGAGGCCAUGGACAUUGACACUAACAGCAACUCUGGGGAUGUCAUGGGUGAGGUGGUCAUCAAUGAUGCUGACAGCAAUGGAGAAAUCGGCACAAGAGUUGAAGCUCUCAUCAACGGUAAAUGGCAUGCUGGCGUAGUUGUACGAGUGAACCCAGCUGAGGCCAAGUGGAAGGUCAAGUUCGAUCAUUAUCCUAAAGAUAAGUACGAUAAAUGCACCGGCAUCCCCCGAGUCACAGGCUCAGGAGACAGCGGAGCUCCCACGUCUUCCACUGCCACGGCCACCAGCACCCAGUACACCGACGAUAUCGCCAACGGUUACAGAACGUGUCUGCGCUACUUCCUGCCACCGCAGUGGAUCAUGGACAAGGAUGCAAUAUCCGCCAUGUCACUACAAGAACUUUCUACAUUCCCUCUCGAUGACUUUUUCGACCAUUACGAGCGGGGGCUGCGACGACUGGUGAGCAAUUUUCAGACGGAGGCAGCACUGCGGAAGCAAGAGGCGGAGACAGCAAAAGCCAAACUAGCAUCCGUCAGAAAACUCAUCGCCAAACUCCUCAAAUCGACCAAUGAGGAGUUCGACAUUGACCCGGAAGCAGAUGGAGACCAGGUGGACGAGCUUCUGACCAUGUGCGUGCGGCAGGCGGUGCAGUCACAGACGUAAUCAUCAAAAUAGAAUUCUGCUCGUCCCAGAGUGCGCCGUACUCAAUGAGAAUAAUCACCAGAUGCAAUGGCAGCCAUAAAAAAAUACGGGGAAAAAUGAACAAAACAAAGACCUUGGCGAUUUCAGUCCAAACUGGUUUUUUUUUUUAAUCCUGCUGAAAAUUCACAAUGGAAAUUAAAAACUGGACAACACAGUAAACGGAAAUAAACUGUUAACGUUUUUGAUAGGCAUGUGUGUGCAUCAGGUUACUUCAAAAUGAAAAAAAAAGUCCAGCAAAGCACAAGCAUGUCUUAAACGUUAAUAGCAGAAAGGAGCCCAUUCUCAGCAACCUGCACCGUACUUCAUAAGGAAAGGACGUGUCGUCUUCGAAAGGCACAGCUUAGCACUGACUCGGAGGAGCUUCGGGACAUGCGUAAUGCAGCACUGGCUCUGAGGAGCUUCAAGAAAUGCGCAGUAUUGCCAGAGGCUGUCGCACUUAGCUGGGACAUGUUUGUACAAAGAAAGGUGAAAAUGUUCCCUUUGCCCGAGGAAGAGCUGGGAUUUAUGCGACUUAUCCCCAGGCUCUCACCCCACAAAAAAGCCCACUGAUGACAUCACGAGCAGACUGGUUACUGUGGUGUGCGGCUUGUGGAGACAGAAUUAACAGGAGCACGCACAGAUAGUCACUGACCUUUCGUCUGCACCUCGCAUGUUUUGGGUCAGUUUGAAGUGGAAGCUUACGUUUUGAGUGAGCGAGCGAGCGGAUAGGUGUGUGAGGAGGUAUAUGCUGAAAGAUAUUUAGAGAUUUUAAUUCGCAGUUUCGCGCGUUUAAAGAAAGGAAAUCAACCAUCUGACUUUCAAGUCAACUUGGAGAGUCGCUGGUAGUGUUGGGAAAAGGUGUGCAUCGAUUCUGUACAAUGUGGUCAAUAAAGGUGCUGUGUACGAGCCAGGCAAGAGUGGUCAGGCGACAACGAUGUUAAAGGUCGCGAUGGACCUGUUGGAUGACCCCACCUGUCUCUGACGUUUUGCUUCACAGGUGUACGAUCCAACAUGGCUGCACGACCUAUGAAGUUGCUAUAUAACUGUAGAAAUGUUACUUGUCACACCGUAGAAACCUUAUUUGUCAUGUGGUUGCAUGGGCUUCUUACUUGUCAUGGGGAAUGUGGGCUAGGAAUUAUCUGAUCAUAUUUGUGUGCGAGCUUUUAUCGUCAUGCUGUACGGGUUUCAACAUCUUGGUCUUCACUGAUGAUUGCAGACCAUCGGGCUACACAACGUUACAGCGUGUCAGGGUUAGCGGAUGGGUGAGGGGUGUGCGUGUGUGUGAGGGGGAACGUGUCACGUGGUCAGUCUCACGCGGCCUCCGACUUCCCUGCAGCAGAAUCGCGUGGCUGCCUGAACCAAACGCUAACUAGUCGCAAGAGGAGGAUAAGAAAUCCAGCUGCAAUGAUCUCUCCCUCUCUCUGCCCCACCUUAUCAUUGCUUUUAAAAAAAAAUCUUUUGUCCUUUACCCAUCACAUAGUGUUUGGCGAUGCACAUGUCACGAAUGAAAUGUCGAGAGUUUAUUUUAAAGAGCCAGUUUUUGUUUGUGUAUACUACUUUUGUGCUGCUUUAUGAAGCAUUUAAAAGUUUUUUGACCCCACGAAUAAGAAGAAACUUUAGACAAAAUUCUUCACGAGCAGCAGAAAUCGGCUUUACUACCUCCAGAAUAUUGUCUGCGUCCGAUUUCUGUAUCCUUGAUGCGGCUAUUCCAGUGGGUGGUGGGUGUGUCAAAUUUUGUGUGUCAUGAGAAGUUAAGCUGUAGCUUUAAUGGUUGCACAGUCUCUGUGCAAAUAUAAGUCUGCAGUCUCCACGUUUCUUCAAAACAAAAGAAUGUAAAAAUAUUGGUUCACGUUUUACAGUUCGAAGUUUGAUUCGCUUAGACUUGUAUUUUCAGCAAGCAUGAGAGGGAGGAAGAAAGAAACGUGGUGUGGAUUGAGUGGAGAAAUGAGCACUUGUCUGUAGUCUUAUAUUUAGGUUACCUAAAAUUAUCACCUCAAAGAUACCUUGGCAAGACUAGUGCUGCGCCUUGUACAAAAGUAUUGCAUUUAAAGCCCCGUUCAUUUGUAGGGAAAAUAAAAUUUCUUUUUCCUCACUGUGUCCAUUUGCUAAACCAAAGAACAUCUGUUGGUACGGUAAAGUUUCUCGGUGCACUCGAAGAAUGUCAAGCUUCCAAAGUUUUCUGCACUUCUCGCCCUCUUUGUCCGACAGCGUUUUAUUUUUCUGUCAAUAGGAAUGCAGUCAACCUGCACGCUCAACUUUAUUGUCUCUGGUGAUAACGCUAAUAGUGGGGGAAAAAUAUCAUAAUGGAAGAAAGUACAGUCAGUGACAUUUUCAUUCUUUUGAAACAUAUUAAAGUUUCUGAGAUUUGUAUAUCCGACAUUGUGACAUCAUGCUUUAAUGUAUGGACAGAACAGCCUUCUGUUCACUGUAGGCAGGUCUUAAAGAAAAUGUCGAGAUAUCUGAAUCGAUUGCUUGCCUGUAUAGUUUUUAUUUUCUUAUUUAACCAUGUAUGUGUAAGCAUUAAGAAAGGAUAAGCCUAUUUGUCUUAUGAAGGCUCGAGAUGUACAAGUCUCGCUUUAUUUAAUCUCCAGACUACUUCUCGUGCCGCAAGAGGGACUUCUUGGAGAACAAUAAAGUUCUCCGAGUUCAGCUGUUCCCUCGCGUAGGCCUUGCUCUGCCAAAGCGACUUGUGUGUAGCGAAUGACCGGCAUUUCUCAGUGUCCCGGAAUGUAGUGCAAGUCUGUCAGCGUCGACCUACGGUAGAUGUUGACUGCGCAAAUAGUCACGUGGCGUGGUUGUCAAAUCAGCCAGUGGAUCAAAAGGAGCAGUAUUAAGAAAGCCCUCUUUUUUUGUUUAUUAUUUUGUAAACGAUAACGUCGGAAAACAGGAAGUUUGGUAAUGGCGGCGUUCAUAACCCGUUCUUUCAGGUGGUAUUAUAAAGGUCUACAUGUCUCGUCCCCCUUUGGGAGCAACUCCUGUGUUCCAUUUGUGGAGAUGGCUGCUCGUACAAAGAAGUGACAGCUUGUGCAUGCUUUGUUGAUUAAGGUUGUUUGUAUGCAUGUGUGAGAGUUCUUAUCAUCCCCUUUACUUUAAAGAAGAAGAAUUAAAUAUAAAAAAAAACACCCUUAUGGUAAUUCUUGCCGAUUGCUAUGGGUCGGUCUUAACACAGACGUGCUACCGUGUUCAUCCAUUUUAUGUUCGCUUGUUUCCUCCAUGACGUCUGAUUCUCAAACAUCUGCUCUGCGCAGCCUGCAUCAGACUAUAAAGAUGUGAAGAAGGGGUGGCCCUGCCAUUUCUUGUGAAUCUUGUUGGUUUCAUUUUGUUAUUUGUAAUAGCUUUGUAGCUGUUAAGUUUAAGGCGUCUGAAAACUCACUCGAAACCCCAGACAUAAUUCAUACACUCCUUCCUCGGUUACUACAUCCGGAUCCCCGCACGCAAAAAUAAGUCCUUAUAUACUAGUGCUUACAGAGUCAUCGUGGUCUUAAUCCUAACUAGACGUGAAGAGUUUAUUACUAGUCAGCAGGUCAAAGUUAAUAUUCUACUUUCCUGGUAUAAGCGGAAGAUAUAUGCUGGUUGGAGUUACCCUAACUGUAAUAGACUGUCCACUCGCACAUUAAAGUCUUUAUUUAUUUUUUUUUUUUUUUUUUUUACGAGAUAUAAGGAUUUUUACAAACAGACAUGGUGAUGUCUCUGGACAUAUUACUGCAGUUUAGGUCUGCGGUGCCCCCAUUUGUUUGAUUUAAAAAAAAGAUGUUACCUCGUUGCUUGCAGAUUUCUUUUUUUAUUUUAUUUUUUAAGGAUGUUGUUCCUAUUUUCAUUUGGCUCGCUUACAUCUCACAUUCAAGUUUUAAACUUGGCGUAUCAGUUUUUUCAUGUUUACUUUUGAGACCGAAGGGUUCUCGUUCUUUUUCUAUGAAAGGUUUAUCUUCUUUUUCGAUGAAAGGUUUAUCUUCUUUUUCUUUCGCGAACAACAGUUGACUCUAGUGGAGAAGGUAAAGAUUAUUUUUAGUGUAUUGUAUUACCAUAUUUUUUAUACGAAAGAAUGUGUGUUACCUCUCCACAAGAAAGGGACUUUUUUUCUGUGCACUUCCACUGCUGUUCAUAUCAAAUUGAGAAAAAAUAUUUUGUGAAGGAGGCAGGAGAGGAUGGUGUGUGUGUGAAAGAGAGACUGGACUGGGUAAAACAAAAGCAGACGUAUUGCAGCCGCACUUCAUUUGUCAGCUUUUUAAUUUUUGAGGGGGGGGGUGGCUGAUGUAAUAGGCUCUCGGCGAUCACGUGAGGCUUAUACACACAUCCAUCUGCAUUUGUGUGAUUUUUUUUUUUGGUAAUAUUCUGGAUGUGUGCGUGUAUGGUACAUUACUUGUGAGAGUGGUGGGGGAAAGGAAGGGGUGUCAAAACUGAAAUAUAUGGAUGUAACAGAGAUCUCUGAAAAUCAUAUAGUCCCCAAGCAGUAUCACGGUUUAUAUUUUUCCAGUAACAUCAUAUUGAUCUGUGUGCAUGUUUAUUGCUUCUUCGCAACAGUCAUUUCUAACGAACGGCGAUGAUGAAAGUGUAUUACAUAAUUUUUUUGUGUAGCAAAUGUUGAUGCUUGUGUUGGAAAGAAUCAGUAAUAAAGAAAAAUGCUUACCCCGA
Messenger RNA from Pomacea canaliculata, 8205 nucleotides. Its product is annotated as MORC family CW-type zinc finger protein 2A-like. The record is from RefSeq and is a predicted model, not a curated record. Gene Ontology annotation, molecular function: zinc ion binding. The transcript has 29 exons. Gene Ontology annotation, cellular component: nucleus. NCBI's taxonomy places the organism in Eukaryota, Metazoa, Mollusca, Gastropoda, Architaenioglossa, Ampullariidae.